GGGCGGGGGAGCCUGCUCAUCAGCACCCCAGCAGAAAGGGUCAAACUCUAGGAACCGGUAAUGGUUGUACCCAAUGUGCAGCAGUACCGGGACCAGAGUGAAUAGGGUGUGUAUGGGGAGCAUGAGUGGGUGUCAUUUUUGUAAGUCUUUGGUUGUAUGUGCAUGUGUGAGCAUGAGAGAGGGAGUGUGUGACUGUGUUUAUGUAUGACUGUAUAUGUCAGGUGGGGCUUUUGACUCCUCCCUUCUCCUGGGACUUCUUUUGAUGAUAUAGAUCUUCGUCUCCCCUCUCCCUGCCACACCUGGUGUGGAGUGCAGUGUCUUGGUCUGCCAGGGUCGUGGCUCCCGGGUCAGGGAGUUUUAAGAUUUUUGGCGUCUGCCUGACCAAUCCUGGUGGCUGCCUGGUGGGGUCUGGGUCCCUGGGCUCUGCUGGGUCCCUGGCGGGAGUGGUUGCCCCUGGGUCCCGGGCUCGGCCAGCUAGGGGGUGGGAGGCUGCGGGCGGGCCUGUGGGCUUGCCGCUGAUAUCUCCCGGGACUCUGCCGGCUGCUGGUUGUGGCUCCCUGGGGCGGUCCUCUGCGCCUCUCGAGGGGGGCGGGGGCUUUUCUGGUCGCAGUCUCCCUAGGUUUCCUGUGCUCUGGGGCAGCUCCUUAUAUAUUUCUUCAUCAAGUUGACGCAGCGAUAGCAUGAUCUUGUAUUGUUGUUGUGUCCCAUUUUUUUUUGUUUGUUUUUUGUUUUGGUUAUUUGUUUUUUCUCUUUCUGCAGGUCUAGAAGCAGACUUGUUCAUUAUUGUUUAUUUUCGUGGACCCCCCCCUUGUUUUUGUCUCUCCCUUUCUCUUUCACCUCUGUCUCCGUGUCUGGUCGGAAUUAAAAAGCAUUCAAAAACAAUAACAAUAAAGUUUUAAGUAUCAGGCGUGACAUUAAAAGCAGACGCUUUGAUGCUCCACCUGAGAGUUAAUCUGUAAGGCUUGACACCAGCAUUCAGACAUCAAUUCUGUUUGCUUCACAGCCAGACAGGACAAGGGGGAAUACAUGAUUCUGUUGAAGUAUAUCAUAAUUCAGUUUAUCCAGUUGUCGAUAGGUGUCUCACUUUUAUGUACACUGUCCAUUCUAAGUAUUUUACUUUGUAUUUUAUGGAUUUAGCGUAUUUGAUCAUAUCUGAUGCAUUUUAUCUUAUUUUAUACUGGACCAGUCUAUCUGUUAAAUAAAGUCUACUACUGCUACCACUCAUAGCACAAGAUCAAGAUCUGGAUGAUGUAAAAUGUGGCAUUCAAUGACCAUAAGAAAGUUACGUUUUUUACGGUGCUCUGUGAGACAACAUAGUCCUGGGAAUUAAGUGGUUGGGGGGAAUCCCGCCGUGUUGUCCAGCUUUGGGUGUUCAGUAAUGGUAAUUUGCAUUUGGUGAUUGUGUUCUUUUGCUUCCAUUCUGCUUAAAAAGCAGCUCUUAUAAUUUUACUGCUGCCGGUUGUUUUGGACGUCUGCUGAUGUCAUUUCCCACUGAGUUACAACCAAUAAUCGUGAGUUAACCAAAGGUUUGGCUCAGCAACUCCACCAGGCCGUUUCGAGUACCCCUGAUCAAGUACUCUGAAAGUUCCUGAAAACGGCUGUUCGGCCGGCCCAGUCAAGUGGACACACGGACAUGUUUGGAAGUUCCUGUAAAAUUACCCUGAAGUUCUGACAGUAGAAACUCACCUGUUCUGAGGUUUAGAAGGAACUUGGUUAGGUACUGCAGUCCAUGUAUGUAUUACUAAAACUGCAUAUCCCAGUGUGCACUGGGAUGGGCAUGUCUGUAACAAGCCCCUCCCUUCAGCUUCAGCUCCCAGGCUCCGGCUAUUGGGAAGGAAACAUCAACCAGGUGAGAGUCUGCUGCACAUUUUUACCAAAACAGAACAAACGUGGUGCUGAGUUCAUGAAGCAGUGAACCAACACUGACGUGGGGACAGUUAAGAUGGAACUUCUCAGUUAUUAUGUGAAAGCAGAUGAGGAAGAAGUUGAGGGAACUCUAAAGUAUGACUGUGAGCUGCAGUUUUUCAGCUCCUGUGCCACAUAAAAACAGCUGAGACGAUCCCCGAGGUUACCAGAGCAGAAUCAUGUGAGUCACCAUCUCUGUGAAGAUGAUCAGGUGUAAUGUUGCUGAUUCAGCAUCGAUUCAGUUCGAACAGUGUUCACAACUUGUUAUCAAUGAUCAGACACGUUAUCAGGUGUGUGGUUUGAACUUCUAUCAUUUUAUAUUGAUCUAGGUUUUUUCUGUAUUUGAGGGAGAAUAAAUAUGUGCAUUGAGAUUUUUACUUUAAACUGUUUUAAAUGCUGACCUGUGGUAAAAUAUUUGUAUUAUCAAUAACAGGUAACAAAUGUUAAAAGAGACGAAGGCAUGAGGAAUUCAUUAGUUGGUAUAUUUUAGAUUGGUAUCUUAUUUGAAUCAAAACAAUGAGUGUAAAUCAUGGGUAAUCUGACAAGAGCAGAUUACCCCCACGCUAAUGUGGUCCCUCAGGUAAAAACACCACAGCAGCAUCCUUCAAUCCUUUCAUACAAGUACUUUAAUAUCCCUUCUGUUAGGAUCAAAGGAUCAGAAGUCUCACUGUAGUAAUUUAGUUGGCCUUUGGUGCCAUCUAGUGGAGAAAAUAGAACAUUUAAGCUGAUAAUUUAUCAACAGCCUUGAGAACAAUGUUUUGGUUUUAAAGCUAUUAUUAAAUUAAUAUCAUUAUUAGAACUGAUUCCAGUAAUUAGUUUUAUCUUUUAAACAAGGUGGUGAUCAAGUAUUUCCUCCUGUGGUCAGUCAGUUUCCUGAAUCUCAACAUCAUUAGGGUGUUUAGUUACAUGAAUAUAGAAUAGUAAUAAAAUACAUCAUUUGUCUGCCUGUAAGCUUACUAAAUAAAACAUCUUUCUAGAAUAUUUGCCAGCACUUAUACAAAUUUCCACUGGAGGGCUGCAAAAUUUCAAAAAUAAACAGCGAUUAUGUAAAAGAGUGUUCUUAUAAAUGAUCUGCGGAACAUGUGGACAAAGAUGGCUGGGUUGUGUUUUGUUGUGUUGUCUAAAGGCCACGUUUGCACAGUCAGGAAAACAAACUACGGUGAAUAUUAAAUUUGAAUAAUGCAGAUCAGAGAAACCUAACAAGACAAUGAAUGUAACAAACGUACGAGAGGAACAUGAAUCCAGCUCUUAUCAUUGCCCACACAGACAAGUGUCAUUAGCUCAGUAUUGAUGAAAGGAAUGCAAAAUGAGGACAAGCCAUCUGUUGGCUUUGUUCUGUGAUCACUUUGAUGUCAAAUGCAACAGCUUAAUUUUUUCCACUGGAGUAGCCAAUAAGACACGUGCGUUCAUUUAGGCCCGCGGCUCUGCGGCUGCAUGUGCCAGGAUUCACACCCAUUCCUCUUUAGAGAAGACUUUGCUUUUAGUGAAACCCAAAGAUCUGUCCAAGAAGAAGAGAGGAGUCUUACGGUUAAGUGGUGGCAGCUUGUUAUUAGUUUGAUUCAUUUAAAGGAGUAGUUGAGUGUGUGAGUUAAUAACAUAAUUACUGCUGAGUUAAUUCCAUUAUAGCGGAACAAUCUUCACGCUGACAGGGAAAAACUUUUCUGUACGUUCGAAGCUAAACUCCUAGCUUUUAUCCAUUCUUGUAGCAAAUAAAAGUCUGAUCAUGGACUAAUAUUCCAAACAAUAGUACUCUUUCAGACAGCUCUCUGACGAAUGCUUAUACUGUUUUAUUAUUAUUAUUUUUUUUAGUUAUUGAAAUUAAAAAAAAUGUUUGUUAUUUAUUUGGUUAACAUUUGACAUGUUGUGUUUUUCUUGCUGAAUAACUUAAAAAGAAAAAAGAAGUAAAAGAUUUUUUCUAUAGCUCCUCUCUAGACAGAAACCGGGAUGCGCUUCACAAAAACCAAAAAUGUAAAAGAUUUACAAAUAUGUUUAAAAUAACAAAAAAUUAAAAUUAUGAUUAAAAAUGUAAGGAAAGGAAGAGAGAAAGUGAAUAGGAAAAAAGGAAAUCUGUGGAUCCCGGGAAAAGCGGAAUAGGUAGAAAGAGCUAAAUAAGGAGAGGGUAGUGAUGAAGGUCACGCCAAAGCCAGUCUGAACAAGUGAGUCUUCAGCUGCUUCUUAAAGGAGACCACUGAGUACACUGAUCUCAGGCUCAGGGGGAGAGAGGUCCAGAGUCUGGGGCCACAGCAGCAAAUGAUCUGUCACCUUUGGUCUUUAGCCUGGUGCUGCACAACCAGUAGGCUUUGGUCACUGGACCUCAGGGACCUGCUGGGGGUGUAGGGACUGAGAAGAUCACCAAUGUAAGAUGGUGCUUGUCCAUGUAAGGCCAUAUAGACCAGAACCAGGAUCUUGAAAUGAACCCUGAAGUUGACUGGGAGCCAGUGAAGCUGGAGGAGAAGCGGGGUGAUGUGGGUGUGUUUGGAGGACUUGGUCAGAAGCUGAGCACAGGCAUUCUGAACCACCUGUAGACGGUUCAGGGAGGUUCUGCUCAGACACGUGAAAAGAGAGUUACAGUAGUCUAAGCGUGAGGAGAUGAAGGUGUGGAGAACUGUCUCAAGUUCACAGCGGGACAGAAUGGGACUCAACUUAGCAAUGUUCCUGAGAUGGAAUAAGGAAGAGCAAACAAGAGAACUGACAUGAGAAUCCAGUGUGAGAGCUGGGUCAAAGGUCACACCAAGAUUCCUGACAGAGAGUUUGGUCUCUGACUUUGGGGACCUAACAUUACAACAUCUUAGUAUCCAGCUAUUUACAGAAGAGGGUUAGGGCACUGAAAAGAAAACAAAGAAAAGAAAGUUUUGUGACCUUUUCCCCUCAUAAUUCUGACUCUUAGAAAUUUGACCCCACCCAAAUUCUGACUUUAAUAUUCCUGAGAAAAAAAGUCAGAAUUUUCUUUAUUUCCGUGGCCCUAAUCUUCUGUAGCUAUUAAAUGCUUGUUUAGUUAGCAUCAUUUUUAGACAUUUUAGAAUGAUCUAUUGUCUAUGUAGGUGUGGAACAUCUGUCCUUUCUAUUCCCUGGUGCAGCACGUCAUCCUUUUCUUCUGGUGGCACACCUGUGUCUCUAAUCAAGCUUCAGGAGACACUAAUAAAUAAUAAUGCCACAGACUGAUCAAUACGUUGUCUGACUGGCUAAAGAAUUGCCCUGGAUUACAUUUAACAGUUUAGAGUCUAAAGCUUGAGCCGACUUUAGAUGAUUUACCACAGAAAUGUGUCAGGUGUGAGAACACAAUGAUCCAGUUUGAGUUUUGUCUGACAUCGCUUACACGCUGGAGUGUGUCCAGGAAAUGGAUCGAUUGAAGCUCAGCAGAUCUCUGUUCUGUGUUUGGAGGAUUCUCUGAUAAGGUCUCGCAGUGUUGCCAUGUGGUGACAGACUUGUUGCCUCCUAACCUAAUAUGGGGCACCCUCUGAACCUCAGCCUUCUUUCCUUUAUUCACUACCUCUUGUUUGUCUUCCGCUGCCUGUUUGCCGUAGAGAUUUCUCCCUCUCCCUCUCGCCCUCUGGCUCUCAUGCUCUCGUGCACUCAAGCUUUCUCUCACUCCUGUAAGUGUACACAGUCUGAGAGGGACUGGAGCUCUGUGGCUUCUCUUCGGUUUCUCAGCCUCUUUGUGUUACAGUUUACAGCUGUGUGCAGUACAGAAAGGAAGUCAGUUUACUCCAUCCUGCUAAAAAGCUCCUGUUGUCCUGUCCUGGAUGUGUCCCACUCUGGAGGUCUCUCUGUCCUGUCCACAUUGCUGCCAGCACCAGCUCAGCUGACUUAAAACUCAACCCUAUUUCCCAGUGUUGUCAGCCUUGUCGUCCACACCGGUUGUACUUGGCCUGUGAUCAGAAGACAUCACUGAGUUCCCUGCUGGCCGGAGCGCUACUGGAGGCUACAGUUGGAGUCGGAGUUCGCUCCGCUUUACCCUGUCCUUUACCUCCGUGUCCAAACGGCCACGCUGUCCUGAAAGAACGUCAGCUGGCCAACAGUAUGACCAGCAGCAGCUCCCUUCCUCCCAGCGUCAGUGGGAUCAGUAAGGAGCUGGCAGAGCUGCACCACCUUAUCCAGUUCCCAGAGGAGAUUGCCUGUAUCCUGACUGAGCAAGAGCAGCAGCUUUACCAGCAGGUCUUCCCUUUGGAUUACCUCUACUUCCUCACUAGAGACCUGGGCAGUCCUGAGUGUCAAACAAGACGACACCCAAAGGUCAAGGCCUCACUGUCUGUGCCCGCCAUGCCCACUCAGAAUGUUCAGCGAAGUAAUGCUGUUGAAGACCUGGUGGCACGGUUCAAUGAGGUGAGCUCCUGGGUUACAUGGCUGAUCCUGACAGCAGGGUCGAUGGAGGAGAAGAGAGAGGUUUUCUCAUAUCUCGUUCAUGUUGCCAAAUGCUGUUGGAACAUGGGAAACUACAACAGUGUGAUGGAGUUCCUGGCUGGACUGAGGUCCCGUAAGGUGCUGAAGAUGUGGCAGUUCAUGGACCAGUCAGACAUUGAGACCAUGAGAAGUCUGAAGGACGCCAUGGCUCAGCACGAGUCUUCCUCUGAGUACAAGAAGCUCGUGACCAGAGCACUCAAUAUCCCAGGAUGCAAGGUGGUGCCGUUCUGUGGGGUUUUUCUGAAAGAGCUGAGUGAUGCUUUGGAUGGCACAGCAAGCAUCAUCAGCCUCAAACAGCCUCCAGAAAACUCUGACGACUCCAUAGAGUUUGUGUCCGACUACAGCGGCCAGCACAGUUUCGUGUCCCGGUCUGGUCCAGACGGGCUGCACAUCCCAGAGAAAGAAGCUACUGUCAGUAGCAUCUUGCAGAUCAUCAGGUCUUGUAAUCGUAGUCUGGAGUCAGAGGAGGUUGAUGAAAUGUCCACCAGUCCUUCUACCUGUCCAUCCCUCGCGUUCAGAUGCAACUCCUUAAGGAACCGCUGUCGCAAUCAUUCGUAUUCAUGUAGGACACCGGCAGAAUCGAGCCAUGUUUUAUUCACCAUUGGGGACUUGUCGGACUCAGACGGCGACCUGCCGACUGAGCCGGCUGUUAAAGACGUGGAGUUUCAGGGUACUGAGGAGACGCACAUGGCUUUCAGCCAUGGCACAGAGCUCAUUCCUUGGUAUGUUUUGUCACUACAACCAGAUGUUCACCAGUUCCUGCUGCAGGGAGCUACGGUCAUUCAUUACGACCAGGACAGCCACCUCACAGCUCGGUGUCUGCUGCGGCUACAGUCUGACAACAUAACCCUCACCUGGGGUAAGCCCCAAAGCGGAGGGGCUUCCUCCUCAGAACAGCCAGUGGGACAGAAUGUAGCGCCGGGUUUGGCAGAAGGCCUGUUGGACCUCGGAGUGGUGAAGGCUGUGUUUUUGGGUCAUCGGAGCAUCGACAUCCACGCUGUGUGUUUGCAAAACAAGCUGAGUCACAUGACAGUUGAGGAGAAUGGUCUAACACUCCUCUACGGCCUCGGCACCACUGAUAACAGACUGCUGCACUUUGUGGCACCCAAUCAGACGGCACGGAUGCUUCACAAAGGCCUGUCGGCAUUGGUGAACGCAACCAGGAAGAUGAAAAUGUUUCCCGAUCAAAGGCUUCGGUGGCUGAGGAAGCAGUACGUCACCAUGUAUCAGGAGGAUGGCAGGUAUGAAGGCCCCACAUUAGCUCAGGCUAUUGAGCUGUUUGGAGGGCGAAGGUGGAACAUGGGGACCGGUGCUGCAGAGAAACAAGGCACCCAGAAAAACAGCGUCAACGACAAGUCCAAGAAGAAGAAGAAACCUCUGGUCAGGGGCGACAGUGGGGAUUGCACUGAUGAUGAGAUGGUUUCCAGGAAAACUCGGAGCUGUAAGGAAGGCUUACUUAGGAACGGUCCAGAGUCCGACAGCAUCGACCAGGAAGAUCCAGAUGACAUCUCCCCUGGACCAUUCCCUCUCUUAUCCAGCAAAGGCCCGGGGCUGCUAGCCUCUUCAUCAUCAUCCUCCUCUUCCUCCAGCAUGACUGGGUCCAACCACUCCCGUCCACAAUCAUCUCCAAUCCUUUCAGGAACCUCCAAGUCGCAGCCAGGAGCGUGGAGCAGCCGCUCGUGGCACGGCCGUGGGAAAGGCUGCUUCAGAGGCUUCCAGAACCUCAUGGUGUCCGACAGCACGAUGAGCUUCGUCGAGUUCGUCGAGCUUUUCAAGUCAUUCAGCAUCCGAAGCAGGAAGGACCUGAAGGAACUGUUUGACACCUUCGCUGUCCCCUGCAGUCGCUCGUGUCCAGAAUCAUCCCCCCUUUACACCAACCUCAGGAUAGAUGACAAGGACACGGGACUGCAGCCAGACCUCGACUUACUGACCCGUAACGGCUCUGAUCUCGGCCUGUUUAUCCGGACGAGGCAGCAAAUGUCUGACAACCAAAAGCAGAUUUCUGAUGCGAUCGCAGCGGCAAGCAUUGUGACCAACGGCACGGGGGUGGAGAACGUCUCGCUAGGCGUCUUGGGAUUGGCCAUCCCUCAGCUGAAUGACUUUUUAGUCAACUGUCAGAGAGAGCACCUGAGCUACGACGAGAUUCUCAGCGUUAUACAGAAAUUUGAGCCUUCAUCUCCAAUGAGACAAAUGGGAUGGAUGUCAUUCGAGGGUUUUGCGAGGUUCCUAAUGGACAAGGACAACUUUGCCUCCCGUAAUGAGGAAUCCCAGAUGGAUCCGGAUGAGCUGCAGUACCCUCUGUCGUACUACUACAUUGAGUCCUCACACAACACCUACUUGACUGGACACCAGCUCAAAGGAGAGUCCUCUGUUGAGCUUUAUAGUCACGUGCUGCUUCAAGGCUGCAGGAGUGUUGAGUUGGACUGCUGGGAUGGAGACGACGGCAUGCCGAUCAUUUACCACGGACACACUCUCACCACAAAGAUUCCCUUUAAGGAUGUGGUGGAAGCCAUUAACCGGUCUGCGUUUGUCAGCUCUGACAUGCCGGUUAUACUGUCCAUAGAGAACCAUUGCUCUCUCCUGCAGCAGCGAAAGAUGGCUGAAAUCUUUAAGUCGGUGUUCGGAGAGCGUCUUGUGACACGCUUUCUUUUUGAAAGCGACUUCAGCGAUGACCCUCACCUGCCUUCGCCGCUGCAGCUGCGUGGGAAGAUCCUCCUCAAGAACAAGAAGCUCAAAGCUCAUCAGGCACCAGUGGACAUCCUCAAACAGAAGGCUCACCAGUUGGCGCACAUGCAUGUCCAGGCGAGCAACGGUUCCCCAGGAGUUUCUUCACCUAGCAACCAUGCUAAUGAGGAGGAGGAGGAAGAAGAGGAUGAAUAUGACUACGACUAUGAGUCUCUGUCAGAUGCCGAUGUCCUCACAGCCUCCACUGCCUCGUAUGGCCUUGAAGACAACAUCCUGGACGACAAGCCCGAUAAGAGCCCAGCAGACAGAGAAGAGCAGCCUGCUGAUGACAUACCCAAGAGGAUGAAAAAGGCUGACGCCAUGAUCCAGAGCAAAGGAAAGGUGUUUGACAUGGAGCUGGGCGAAGCCUUUUAUCUCCCUCAGAACAAGAAGGAGAGCCGGCAGAUUGCUCAGGAGCUUUCCGAUCUCAUCAUCUACUGCCAGGCAGUGAAAUUCCCCGGUCUCUCUACGUUGUCUCCAGCUUGUUCUGGUAGAGGAAAGGACAGAGGAAAGAGCAGGAAGUCCAUAUUUGGUACAGCUCCCGCUCGCAUCACCGCCACAGGGGAGGUGAUGACUCAGAGCCGAGCUUCAGGGAAAGGUUGCUCAGAGCGACACAGCUGGGAAGAACAACAGACAUCACCUGUCCUCACCCCCCCCACGUCGCUCAGCUCCAUCAUCCGCACACCGAAGUGCUACCACAUCUCGUCUGUAAACGAGAACGCCGCCAAGCGCCUGUGCCGGCGCUACUCUCAGAAGCUGAUUCAACACACCGUGUGCCAGUUACUCAGGACUUACCCAGCAGCCACCAGGAUCGACUCGGCCAACCCUAACCCUCUGCUCUUCUGGCUGCAUGGAAUCCAGCUGGUGGCGCUCAACUACCAAACUGAUGACCUGCCCAUGCACCUGAACACAGCUCUGUUUGAGAGCAACGGCGGCUGCGGCUAUGUGCUGAAGCCCGCUGUGCUCUGGGACCGGAGCUGUCCGCUUUACCAGCAGUUCUGUCCCAAUGAGAGAGAUCUGGAGAAGAUGAGCCCUGCCGUGUAUUCUCUCACUAUUGUUUCCGGCCAGAACGUCUGUCCCGGGAACAGCUCAGGCAGCCCCUGCAUUGAGGUAGAGGUUCUGGGAAUGUUGGCGGACAGCUGCCACUUCCGUACCAAACCCAUCCACCGCAACACCCUCAACCCCAUGUGGAGCGAGCGCUUCCAUUUCAGCGUGUAUUUUGAAGAGAUGUGUUUCCUGCGUCUGGCUGUGGUGGAGAACAACAGCUCCCAGGUCACUGCUCAGAGAACUCUGCUUCUGAAAGCCCUCAAACCAGGUUUCAGACACGUUCAGUUGAGGACGCAGCACAACGAGCCUCUUGAAGUCUCCAGCUUAUUUAUCUACAGCCACAGAACAGAAGAGGGUCCCACAGGGGGUGCCACUCCCUCCUCUUCGCUGUUCAGCUCGGAGGAGAAACACACUUCGCAGCUGCACAGAGUGACGGUACACUCAGCUCCUGGUCCAGAACCCUUCACUGUUUACUCUGUAACAGAGCAAACCACAGCCAGACAGCUGCUGGACAGGGUUGUAGCAUCAGCUGGAAACCCAUCAGGGUACAUCCUGUGUGAGGAGAAGGUCCCCCUACUGAAGGAACGCAGCGAGGUGAAGCGUUGUGCCCAGUGUCGAACAAUAGCUCCUGAAGAGGAGGUGGUGAGGCUCGUCUGCAGCUGGAGCACAGAGAAGGGAUACGUAGGCAGGCUCUGCCUGAAAACAAAAGACGAGAACCUAAAUGAGAGAAACACAUUCCUGGAGACAGAAGAGGAGGUGACUGUGGGAGGUAGAGAAGGGGGAGGAGGAGGAGAGGAGGAUGUGUUUUUAGUCCAGGUUCAUGAAGUUUCACCAGAACAGCCUCACACAGUGAUCAAAGCUCCCCGAUACAGCACUGCUCAGGACAUCAUACAGCAGACUUUGUCGAAGGCCAAGUAUUCCUACAGUAUCCCUCCCAAUCCCUGUGACUACGUGUUGGUGGAGGAGGUCAGCAGGGACGCUGGUUCCAAGAAGUCCUCCUCUCCCAAGCCCCAACAAAGGGUUCUCCCGGACCACGAGUGUGUCUACCAAGCUCAGAGCCGCUGGCGGGGCGUGGGAAAGUUCAUUCUUAGGCUCAAAGAGCAGGUGCGGGAGGACAAAAAGAAAGUCAUUUCGUUCGCCAGCGAGUUCAAAAAGCUGACGAGUCGAAGCCGCAGCAUGACGACUGGCGUUGGCGUGGACGGCCCUGCUCAGACUGAGAGCCUGAAGGUCUGGGUGAGUGACAGCACAGUGGGGGCCUCCUCCCCCUCCUCCUCCUUUAGGGAGCUGCUCCAGCCUGUCCACCUGCCUGCCUGCUCUCUGACCCUCCGAGCCUUGAAGCUUCACCUCCUCAGGAACUGGAAGCUCCACAAAUGAGACCCAGGAUGAGGGAUUUGCUUUGACUACUUGUAAGCUUUAGGAAGAGCCUCCUUCUCUGGAGGAGUCAGAUACUUUGAUGGAUGGACUCUUCUAGAAGUGCUGAAGGAGUCAGAUCCUUCUUGUGUUUGUUUGGAGCCUGAAGGAGCAGGGUGAGUCUGUGAAUCUGUGUACCUCCUCGUGGCCGAACAGGAGACUGGAAACUUCACCCGGCGACAGCGGGGGUGGUCUGGUUAGCCUCCAGCUCUACUCGUUUUCCCUCAUGGCUCCACGGGGAGUCCAGAGGAUCUGGGGCAGCUGUUUUUCUUUUUUUUUUAAUUGAAGUCAACAGGGACUUAAAAAACCAUGACAGUGUUUCUCCUGUUUGUGAUGAACAGGAUGAAAAAUAACCUUUCCCCGAAUAACGUUUAAAGGAUGAAGAAGUCAGAGUUUGUAGCUUAACUGACUUAAGAGAGAAGUAAUGAGCUCUCAUUUCCCUUUCUUUACUAGCUGCAGAAAGGCAUAACAGUGGAGAGGAUGAGAUUUUUCUCUUCUGCUUAUUAUGAAGGAGAUGGACAAGCAGGCUUGUUUUAUUACCGUUAUUAAAAUGACUUUUGUUUUCUCUGUAAGUACUGUACUGUAAGGGCAGCAUUAGAGGCUAAAUGAAAACGUUCCACUUUAGUCUUUCUCUGAUCAUUUCUUCAACACUACAAACAUAAGGGUGACCCCAUGUGGCAGCAUUUGAAACCCUAACUGUAUAACUGGUUCUGAUUCACAACGCGUCUCAGCAUACAACGGCUGUAACACUAGAGCUUUAGAACCAGUAGGAUGAGUAAAAGCUUUUAGUAACGCGUGUGAACGAGCUGGAAUGAAACACAUUUGCCAUCAUUUCUUUCUUAAACGCAGCACUGAUGAGUCAGCUCUUACAUCUUAGUCUCCAAACGACAUUUUUGCACAAUUUGUGUUGCUGUGUUUCUGUUUUGAUGUGAUUGGGUCACUCAGUGAGACAAAAAGAAUUAAAUCGAGAGAGGACAGUUUUGGGGAUGUUAGUCAAAAUUUUAAUGAGAAUAAUAAGUGAAGCUAGAGGAGCUCCAGCCACUGGAUCAAGGACCAACACACAUCCAUGAGGUAUCAGGCCCCAAGGAAUUAAACAUAUCUUUUACAAAGGCAUAUUGUGAGAUAGUUAUUUACAUUACAUUUUAACGAAUGUGAUAAAUUGCAAAAAACUUUGUGUAUAAUUGUAUGUGAUGUGCUUUGUUAAACACCUGACUCCUCCCAUUUUUGAAUCUGUUAAUCUCAAAGCAACAAAUUUAUUCUCAUUUGUGAUGUUUAGAAAUUUCAAACGAAAAAGUAUAAUCCUCUGAACUGGCCCUAAUGUGUUCUUAAUUAUAUGAUUAUUAUUUAAUAUUAUCAUUUUUGACCCAAUCACAAAUUUUGUACACAUAUUUUUAUGUGAGCCCAAAUUAAAACUGUUUUAUUUAAUUAAAACAUUUUAUUGGGGGCAUAAUGAUGAUAAAAGAUGUUCUUUCUUUAAACCAUUUUUAUAUCUUUAGUUUAACAUUUCAGUUGGAUGUUGACUCCUUUCUUGAGCUGCUCUGUUGUUUUUGUUUAAAGACUAAAGAAAAUAUUUAAAAGGUUGUAAUGGAAACUUACUUUAAUUUAUUUAUACUUUUUAUCAUCCAAUUUUUAUGGAUCAAGAUUUGGAAACAUUCCAACCUGUAUAGUUCGACUGAAGUCCUACAUUGAACAAAACUCACAUUUGAUAAAAUGUGCUCAGAAAAGUACUUUUACUUUCUUUCGUCCGUCUUCAGUCACUUCUACUUGGUUCCAAGUAAUAAGUUAGAGAUUUAGUGCAAUAUUGAAGUUCUGUCACUUCAACCUGUGUUUUUUUAUUUUUUCUAGACUGCAGAUUACCGACUUGUUCUUUUUCAACUCCUGGCCUUAAAUAGUUGUUUUAAUUUGUCAGAAUCGAUUCUGUUGGUGUGCACAGAUUAUCGUCUGCCACAGUGGUAAGGCAGCAGGGUGGUCCGGUCCGGUCCGGUCCGGUCCCAGAGGCUUAUGGUAAUUAAAGUAGCUGAGACACUGAUCCCAGAAACCAUAACUUCACAUCAGCGAUAAUGAAGCUGUAAUCCUCUUAUCCUGCCAGGCCGCUGUUAUUAUUAUGGAUUAGAAUUUGAACACGGAGAAAUGCCGUCAUGUCAAGCUAAAGAUAACGCUCUGUCAAACGGCCAUUACCUGCAGCUCCUGGCUGGAUACACCAGAGCUAAUCCACUCCGCUCCUGCCCACCUGACCUUUAAACCUCUUUUCUGAAUGUAAUGUUUUACGACCUGAGACAAACUUCUUCUGAUGUUAUUUAUUUAAAAAUGUGACGCCCUGGUUGGCAGUUUGUGUUUUCUUUCAAAGUUUCUGUAUGUACCGUAGUUUUUAUUUGUUUUUAUUUAUUUCAGUAUGAGAAGUGGUCAGAUCUGCUUCUGUAGCGUUACACAAACGUAUUUUAGAAAUAUAAAUGAAUUGGUGUUAAAUAUUUAGUAUAGUAUUCUCACGUGUUGCAUGUUAUCCUGCAGCAGCAUCUUUUAUUGUCAUUGGUAUUUAAGAAACACUAUAUGCAUGAUGUAUCCACUAAAUAUGACAUGCAGUCGUUUACCAUCAGUUACAUUUCCUCUUUAGCACUCUGCUCUGAUUAGAUCUGUUCAAACAUCUGCCAGAACAUCUGUUGACUUGAACUUUGAAAUGGAUGCUAAAUGGUGAAUGUGUCAUGUAGCAGGAUCUAAAUAAAGUGCACAUAUCUAAGGACAA
This is a messenger RNA of Nothobranchius furzeri (turquoise killifish), 14227 nucleotides long. Lineage: Eukaryota; Metazoa; Chordata; Actinopteri; Cyprinodontiformes; Nothobranchiidae. The record is from RefSeq and is a predicted model, not a curated record.